This is a messenger RNA of Lathyrus sativus (Indian pea), 294 nucleotides long. The record is from the annotation of a GenBank genome assembly. Lineage: Eukaryota; Viridiplantae; Streptophyta; Magnoliopsida; Fabales; Fabaceae.
AUGGCAGUUCGUUGCUAUAGCUCCUCCAUCUUGGUUGUCAUCUCUUUGCUCCUUUUGCUUACUUUCUCUAAUGUAGCUGAGGCUUAUGGACGCGCAAAGCUUCGACCUUCAGAUUGUAAACCAAGGUGUAGUUAUCGUUGUUCUGCAACUUCACACAAGAAGCCAUGCAUGUUUUUCUGCCAAAAAUGUUGUGCUACAUGUCUCUGUGUUCCACCGGGUGUGUAUGGAAACAAGCAAGUUUGUCCUUGUUACAAUAGUUGGAAGACAAAGGAAGGAAGACCAAAAUGCCCUUAA